Molecule: messenger RNA, 674 nt
Organism: Ornithodoros turicata
Lineage: Eukaryota; Metazoa; Arthropoda; Arachnida; Ixodida; Argasidae
Gene: amrt
Product: TM2 domain-containing protein CG11103-like
Exons: 4
Coding region: 34-591 (185 amino acids)
Source: RefSeq, a predicted model, not a curated record
ACGGCUACCACAGCGUUAUGCCGCAAUGAGAAGAUGAACGUUGGUGGUUGUUUCGUCCCUAUAUUCGUGUUAUUUGUUCCGUUUUUACGUAAUAUUUGUUGUGACAGUUCACACUGCACUGUAGACGAGUGUGAAUACAAACCUCAUGGCCCGCUGGUAAUGUGCAAAUAUUUGCCAAUAGAUUUCCUCCAGUGCGCUGAUGUUCUAGAUCUUCAGGGUAACGAAACUGCGCGAGAAGAACUUGGAUAUGGUUGUACUAAGUUCGGCGGGUCGAGCUACGAACAAGUACAAUUUACGGCCGUCAACUGUACCGUUUUGCCGAACAUAGAGUGCUAUGGCAAUAGAACGUUCUUGAAGGAAGGCUUUCCUUGUAUCAAAUACACUGGGCAUUACUUUACUACAACCCUUUUGUAUUCCAUCCUGUUGGGCUUCCUGGGCAUGGAUCGGUUCUGCCUCGGCCACACAGGCACAGCAGUCGGGAAGCUGUUGACGCUGGGCGGUGUUGGCAUCUGGUGGAUUGUCGACAUAGUUUUGUUAAUUUCUGGUCAUCUGAUGCCUGAAGAUGGCAGUAAUUGGAUGCCAACUGUGUAAUAUAUGUAUUAUCUGUGGUUCUACCAAGAUGAAACACGGUGCGUGUAAAUAUUUGUCAUAAAGCUAUUAUUGUACACUGUGAA